Molecule: messenger RNA, 348 nt
Organism: Monoraphidium neglectum
Lineage: Eukaryota; Viridiplantae; Chlorophyta; Chlorophyceae; Sphaeropleales; Selenastraceae
Exons: 1
Coding region: 1-348 (115 amino acids)
Source: RefSeq, a predicted model, not a curated record
AUGCUCCUCCUGCAGCUGCUGCUCCUACCGCUGCUGCUCGGCGGCCUGCCGCUGCAGGCGGCGGCGCAAGGCGUCCCGGCGCAGUCGCCGGACCCCGCCGCCGCGCGGCGCGCCAACGAGCAGCUCGCGGCGCUGAACGCGCUGCCGGCCGCCCUCGGCUCCCCCGUCCUGCAGUCGCCCGCCCCCGAGGCGCAGCGCAUCACCAUAGAGGAGCAAUUGCAGCAGGCGGAGGCGCUGGGGGUGGCGCUGACCCAGGAGCAGCUGGCGCGGGCCAACCCGCUGCUGGGGACGGCGGGCCGGCUGGCGGACCCGCAGCGCACGUCCCCAAACGACUGGCCGGACGGGUGA